CCCCUCCGUCAAGUCGCGCUGAAGUGGGUCGUUGGGGCGUCGAACUUAGGGGGCAUGAAGAGGGAAGCCCGCUUAUAUGAGAAAGAACUCGCGCCCCUCCAAGGCACUGUGGUUCCUAGGUUCUUCGGAUUCUUCAGAGGGUUCAUAGGCGACGUCGAGGUCGGCUGCAUUGUCCUAGAGUGGUGCGGCGGUGAACCGAUCAAAGAGAUGCAAGAACUCAAUCGACAGAGGAUGCUCGCAGGCAUCGCCCUGCACAAGGCUGGCGUUCAUCAUGGCGAGUUGCUUGAUAAGUCCCACUGGGUUCCUGUUGGGGAUGGCACACUUCGGAUCGUGGGGUUCUCGUCCGCCCAGACUCAUGGCUGCGCUGGGAUGACUGUGCUUUCUCGAAACAACAGUGGAGACCCACGCCCGAAAGCUAUUUGUAAAGAGCUCGCGGUGCUAGAGUCCCGAUUUGGAGUC
Dichomitus squalens LYAD-421 SS1 is the source of this 459-nucleotide messenger RNA. RefSeq lists its product as uncharacterized. NCBI's taxonomy places the organism in Eukaryota, Fungi, Basidiomycota, Agaricomycetes, Polyporales, Polyporaceae. The annotation marks the transcript as partial. The transcript has 2 exons. The record is from RefSeq and is a predicted model, not a curated record.